This is a messenger RNA of Planococcus citri (citrus mealybug), 934 nucleotides long. RefSeq names its product coiled-coil domain-containing protein 115. NCBI's taxonomy places the organism in Eukaryota, Metazoa, Arthropoda, Insecta, Hemiptera, Pseudococcidae. Gene Ontology annotation, biological process: vacuolar proton-transporting V-type ATPase complex assembly. The record is from RefSeq and is a predicted model, not a curated record. The coding region runs from base 185 to 718 and encodes 177 amino acids. The transcript has a single exon.
GAAUUUGGGCGAAGUAGGGUGAAUUAUUCAAGAAAUUUAAUUAUUAAAAUUAUUCAUAAAAGAAUUGUGAUUUGUGAAAGUGGCUAUUGAUUGAUUAUUAAUUCGUGAAGUAAUUCGUGUAUCCAUAUUCGCAAACUAAACAUUCGUUGUUUUAAUCAUUCAACGCUGGUGACAUUGUGAUAACAUGGAUUCUUCAACGAAUUCCGAUAUUGAAGCUGAAUUGGACGAAUUAUCUGUACGUGUUUUGGAAUUAAUGAAUCAGUUCAUUGUCUGUAAGGUGAAUAUAGAGAAUUACGUUCGAUCUGGAUGUAUAGAUUUAGCUAAAGCACGAUAUAUAAACGGAAAUCGAAGUAUCUCAGCGUUGCAAUUACCCACAGAAGAUGCUUUAGGUGUUCAAGCGAAAUUCAAGGUGUCGCCGGAAGAAGUCGAAGGCAAACCUAAUUUUCAGAGAUAUCAAAGCGCCGAAAACCUCAAUCUCGACGAUAAAGGCUUAUCGAGCAGUUUUAAAAGCAUCGAUUUGAAUUCACCCGACGAUAAAUCCAAAAGAUUUUCAAACGAUCCUUUGAAGUGGUUUGGAUUCCUUGUCCCGCAAAGCUUACGUCAAUCGAAAAGUACUUUUGAGAAAUGCCUUGAAAUUGUAGUGGAAAAUGUCAACGUUCAAUUAGAAUUGCAACAUUCCAUUCAAAGAUACAAAGAAUUACGAAAUUCGCUGGAGUAGCCUUGGAAUUUUAUAGUUGUUCUGAAAACACCUGUACACAUUUACGUUACGGUGUAAAUUUUUCAUUGUCACCGAAAUAAUUGUCUAGAAAUAUUUAUUCGCGAGUUGUUACCAUAUUCACGUUGACACGCGUGUAUUUCUCUCCAUGUAUUAUGUAAUUGUUCCAUUUUUUGGACAGUGUUAAUUACGUAAUAAAUUUUCCAUUUUAUUGUCAAA